Mitosporidium daphniae is the source of this 690-nucleotide messenger RNA. Its product is annotated as peroxiredoxin 2. Gene Ontology annotation, cellular component: cytosol. Gene Ontology annotation, molecular function: thioredoxin peroxidase activity. The coding region runs from base 1 to 690 and encodes 229 amino acids. The transcript is spliced from 3 exons. NCBI's taxonomy places the organism in Eukaryota, Fungi, Microsporidia. The record is from RefSeq and is a predicted model, not a curated record. Gene Ontology annotation, biological process: cellular response to stress; hydrogen peroxide catabolic process; cell redox homeostasis.
AUGCAAUCAUCACUAGCAAAUUUGUGUUUCCAUGUCAAUAAUCAAUUGAUACGCCGAAAAAUCAAUUGCAUCGGAUCUUCCCUUUUCUCCUCAUUGGUGCGAAAGAGGGCUCCAGAGUUUUCAAACAAAAAGGCCGUUGUUGAUGGGCAAAUUUCCUCGAUCUCUUCGACGGAUCUUGCAGGCUCCUAUUGGGUCAUGCUGUUUUAUCCUUUGGAUUUUACAUUCGUUUGUCCAACCGAAUUGACUGCAUUUAACGAUAGAAUUUCCGAGUUUGAAGCGCUGGGCGUAAAAGUGCUCGCUGCAAGCGUCGAUUCUGAAUAUUCCCAUCUUGCCUGGACAAAACUUCCGCGCAAAGAGGGGGGAUUGGGUCCAAUGCGAAUUCCAUUAUUGGCAGAUGUCGAUAAAACCCUGUCUUCAAGCUUUGGGGUUCUGCUUGACUCUGGAGUGGCGCUUCGCGGCCUAUUUAUUGUUGACAAGCAGGGCAUAGUUCGCCAAUCCACCAUCAAUGACCUGCCAAUUGGGAGGAGCGUUGAUGAGGCCAUUAGACUGAUCCAAGCAGUCCAAUUUACCGAUGCCAAUGGUGAAGGCAAGAAUUUACGGUUAGGAUUUUGCCCUGCUAAUUGGAAACCCGGGAACCCAUCGAUUAUUCCGACCCCUCAAGGCUCGGUCAAAUAUUUUGAGGCAAAAUAA